Molecule: messenger RNA, 1108 nt
Organism: Setaria italica (foxtail millet)
Lineage: Eukaryota; Viridiplantae; Streptophyta; Magnoliopsida; Poales; Poaceae
Product: extensin-like
Exons: 1
Coding region: 68-781 (237 amino acids)
Source: RefSeq, a predicted model, not a curated record
ACAGCGCAACAAACGCUCCCCUAUACUGUGCGCCUCUCCCCGUCGCCCCCUCGGCAGUCGGCACGCCAUGCGAGCCUCUCAGACCCAAAGACCGCAGCCACUGCCGCUGCCGCUGCCUCCUCCUCCUCUCUGUCUGCCGUCGCCGCCCGCCGCCCCUCGCCGCGGGCGCCACCGCAGCUCCUACUCAUCCUCCUCCUCGUCCUCUUCAUCCGUCUCCAGCGCCUCAACCUUCUGCCCGUCGCCGUCGCCCGCCGCGUCCCCUCUCGGCAGGAGUAGCACCUCCUCCCUCGUGCCCUUCUCGUGGGAGCGCCACCCGGGCGUGCCCAAGAACUCGUUCCGCAGCGGCCUCGCCUCCCCGACGGGCACGCCGCUCCCGCUCCCGCCGCCGCUCCGCCCGGCCCCUCGACGCCGGCGCCCGCGCCCGCGCCCGCGCGCCAAAGGCCCUGCUGCGUCCGCCGCCGCCACCUCCGACGCCAGCGGCGACCCCUUCGUCGCCGCCUUCGCCGAGUGCACCAGGGACGACGGCGAGGACGACGAGGCGGAUAACGGCGCGGACGCCGUGACGACCGCGGGCAAAGACAAGCUCUGGCUGGCGCCGGCGAAGCCUACGGUAUCUGGCCGCGCCGCGCGCCCGUGUCGGCCUGCCACCGGCGGGUUCCUCGGCUUCCUCGACCUCUACGGGUGCAAGAGCGCCAUGGCGGUCGCCGAUGGCGCCUUCCUUGCCCGCAGACCCGUCGCAGCACGUCCCGGGCCAGCAUCAGGCCGAGCAACACGGAGAUAAGUGAACAUAUUAAUCUGAUGAAACCUUAUUAAGGUGUGUAGAUAUAUUUGUGCCAAAAUGUACUGGAUCAUUGCUCUGCUCUUUUAGAGGCGUAUAACUUAAUUGAUGCCUGCAUUACCAAAAUUUACCGGAUCAUUAGCAUACUAUAUAUAGCUGCUUUUUUCUCUAAUUUGAGCUGUGUGCUUGCAUUGAUGGAUGAUGAAGCUACAUGUAUUUUACAAUCACGGUUGAUUGCUACUGUGUGCUGGUUUGCAGCUGCUGUAAUCAUGCUCAUGCCUGGCAAUUACCAAGAGGGUUAUAAUACUAGUAAAACUUUGGCCUUCUUCA